AUGGAAAUUGGUCCUUCAGAUGAGAUCGUACAAACAAAGGUCAAGUGUCGCAGUAGGUGUUGGGACGAAAAAUAUCCUUUACUGUUCAAAGGCUGCCCUCAGAAACAUCUGGAUGAAAUAAGCAAGAACAUUUCAGACAUCAAGGAUGAAAUCAAUUCACUUGAGGAUGCUUUAGCCUGCAAAGACAUUUCCAAAGUCUAUAUUGUUAAAUCCGAUAUAGAAAAAUAUAGGAAGCUUCCACCAAAAAUUCUACCCUCUUUACCCAAAUAUAUUCCAGGAAAAAUCUUAGUAGGAGAGCUUUGCACCCUCUUUGGAUCCUUAUCAUCAAGUUCUUUAACAUCAGAUGAACAUUGUUACAGCUUGAGUAUAUCACAGAGAUCAGUAGAAGCUGGAUCCUCUCCUCCAGUCAAACAGCUGCUUGAUGAACCAGAGACUGUUACCAUCAUAAACACUAAUUAUGGAUUCUACGGAGAGAAACAAACCAUUCAGUUUGUUGAUGAAGAAAAACCUCUAUAUUCAACUAGUUCUGUUAAUCAAAGACACAUUACAGAGAACAGGAACCUGGAUAUCUGUGUGUCUGAUGAUAAAGCAAACCAGGAUGGACAGUUCCUCUGUUACAUAGACUGUGGACAGUGUUAUACCUGGGGACUGUGUACAGAUACAAAUGACAAUCUGUUUGUUGCUCAGUGGGUAGAGAAUCAAGCUCAAGUACCAAGUGACAAUGGAGCUAAAGCAGUAGUGUUGGUCAAUCAGGCUGGAAAACUAAAAUUCGGGUACACGGGACAUAUUCAUACUCCAAAGAACAAACAAUUCACUCCUAAAGGAAUCACCACAGACAGUCAGAGUCACAUCCUUAUAGCUGAUUUUAAGAAUGGCUGUGUUCACAUCAUAGACCAGGAAGGACGGUUCCUCUGUUUCAUAGACUGUGGACUGAUGAAACCUAUUGGACUGUGUGUUGAUUCUAAUGACAACAUGUUCGUUGCUCAAU
This is a messenger RNA of Saccostrea cuccullata (small rock oyster), 988 nucleotides long. RefSeq lists its product as uncharacterized. Gene Ontology annotation, biological process: protein polyubiquitination; negative regulation of translation; proteasome-mediated ubiquitin-dependent protein catabolic process. Gene Ontology annotation, molecular function: translation repressor activity; protein binding; ubiquitin protein ligase activity. The transcript is spliced from 6 exons. The record is from RefSeq and is a predicted model, not a curated record. Lineage: Eukaryota; Metazoa; Mollusca; Bivalvia; Ostreida; Ostreidae. The annotation marks the transcript as partial.